AUGAACUGGAUCCCCAACGUGCAGAAGCGGGCGUUUCACUACGUGCUGAACCGCCUGGCGCUGUUUUCGGACCUGGAGCUCGACAAUAUGGACAUUUCGCUAGGGACGGCGCAGAAGGCGGCGCUAACUAACGUCAAACUCGAUCCCGACCGUGUCAGUCUUCCAGCAGGCAUGUACAUGCGCUCUGGAAAGAUCGACGAGGUGUCGGUGGAGAUGCGGCUUUUGGGGGGCGCGGGAAUUGCCGUCAAGAUCGAUGGCGUGCAUAUCACGGCAUCCAUGAAACAGAUGGACGUGGAGACCGCCACCGAGCACGUGGAGGAGUUUCUGGAAAGGACGACGGCUGAUCUGGCGGCAUCAAUCCUGUCGGAAGACCUGUCCGCGUCACUACAGAUCGAUCCAGCAGAAGAGCCACCACUGCUGGGCAUGGGCGGGUCAGGAAUCAGUGAGGCACUAGUCAAAAAGGUGACACAGACAGUGCUAAGUCAACUGACAGUGGAUGUCACAAACGUGCACGUGACGCUAUUUGUGGCUGCAGACGACAAAAUGGAUCUAGUUGUGGACGAGGUCAGACUGAGACCACAAGGAGGACAGGAGAUGGCCCUGGAAGUGAGGGGAGUCAAGAUGAAGGUAAUGGACAAGAAGGCUCGAGGCACAAGCGCCCCGGUAACAGCAGGAUCCACAGCACAUGCAACAACAGGGUUCACCUCAGAAUCAGAUUCAGAUUCAGACACAGACCCGUUCUCAAAUGCAAAGAAGUCUCUCCUUCAAUCAACCAUUUUUUCGCAUGAGGAGGCCAGCAGCAUUUACAUGAGUGCGAUAGCCGAGUCUGCCAAUCUCGGAUUUGAGUCUGACCCACUCUUUGGGGUGUUUUACGUCGACACUAUUGACGUUCUGGUUUUCCUAGGAGAGGAAAUGAGAGUCAGUUGUGAGGUCGGUAUUGUCAGAGCCAGUCUCGACCUGUUGCCGACUGUGAUUCUAUCAUUGGUUAAGGUGGGAAAUGGUGGAAGUGGUGGUAAGAAGUCUCGUGAUUCAGAAACAAAAGAGGGGACUGCUAUGGACUUGAAUAUGAGCAUCAAGUCGAUUUCGGCAUCGAUUUGCCAGUUGGGUGACGACUGGGAGUUUAAGAACAUUGACACAAAUCUGCUUUUCUCUCUCUCCGAUAUUUCUGGAUCGUCUGGAGCUUUCCACAAGCUCCAGAUUGGUGUUUGUGAGGUGAAGAGGGGCUCUACUCGAGUGUUUGGCUUCGAAAGCGACGAGAAGAACACAGACGAUGAGGAACCCACACCACGAGAUUCCGAUAUUCUCCUCAAAGCCUCUUCGGCUUCUUUCACGUUGGUUCUACCCAAGAAGGCUGUUGGCGUGUUUACCAUCCCUGAUCUCAUCGACGUGGUUAGCUUGAUUACUUAUCUCUUGUCGUUAAUUGAGUCCAAGCAGCAGAAGGCGGCAACUAUGACUGAACGUAGUGAAAGGGCCGGCGCAUCGAAGACUACUGUUCAAACCAACACUUUUGAUUUCGACGUCGCCGGACACAAGCUGUACAUUUUGCCUAUUCGACUAUCUAACGGCCAGAUGUCACUAUCACGUGUUUCGUUCGGCGAUGUUCAUGUCAAGGGAAUUUCGUUUGAGAAUUCUAUCGUGUCGGUUGACAAGGUGGAUUUUGAUAUUGGUCUGCCGAUCGUUGAGGAGCUCCACCAGCUACUUCUACCUAUCAUCGAUGCGAUGAACAGUGCAAAGAACCGACCAGUUCCCGCAUCAGUACAGACCGCACCCCCCAAGCUGCUUCGGAUCGUCGAGGAGCCUGUGAAUGCCUCCUCUCUAGUCAUCAAUGUGGCGAGGGUGAAAGGAAAGGUUGAUCUAGGUGGAAAAGUCGGGGUCAUUGAGGUAGUUCUAGGUGGGAUUUCUGUUACUGGACCUACUGACAGGAUUGAGAUCUCCACCGUCGAAAUCGGAAGAGAUUUGAGCGAUCUGGGAUUAUCAAAGAAGUGGCUUCUGCAUCCGCUUAAAAGAGAAAGUAAUGUUGUGGUGGAGCUCUCCAGCGGUCAGAUUCAGCUCAUUACGGUGAAGAACUGUGCACUUGAGUUUUACACUGAGCUACUGGAGCUAUUUGGAGGUAAAGGUGAUGACACCAAGGCAGCUGAGUUGCAAGAGUCAUCUUCACCAGACUCGAGUUCACGUGAGUCCUCCUCUGGCUCGGAAUCACCUCCUAAAAGAAUUCCUUUGCAGAUUCACAACUGCGCCGUUGGACUGAAUCCUACAAACUCAUCUUCCUCAGCCCAGUUCAUUGUCAAGCAUGUGACAUGUGAAAUCAAACCAUCACCCACUUUCUCCAUGACGUCUUUCAUUGGAUCAGCAUCUCUUCUUUUGAUUGAUGAUGCAUCACUGGUUACACCUAAUCCUACGGAUCUGAUGUCUUCCUACCUCGAACAGUACACCUCUGUUGCUAGCUUGACUGCUACGUCUAUCUCCAUUUCUACUUCGCCUGGUAACCCCACCUGCAUCAAUAUCAAUGGAGAUACAGUCACACUGAGCACUUGCGCAGAUUCUACACAGACUCUUAUCCAUCUGAUCAACAGUCUGAAGCCGGCUGUUGAAUUGAGCGGUGCCAAGUUCCAGCUGGAGACUCUGGACCCGUUUCUCAACACAUUCCAAGACGUGGAUGACUGCUUCUUCAAGGCGAAAAACAAAGACGCGUGUGAAUCGUCUUGUUCCUCUGAUAAUGACGACAUUGAUAUGGUGUCAGACGAUGUUCCCAACAACAUGUCUUUUGUAGAGAGUUAUUAUGGGGGUGACAAGCCGAGUCAGAGUCGAAAGAGUGGACGUCAAAAGAUGGCUGAAAGCUACACUCAUGCUGAUUUCCUCCUUGAUUCCGAUCUGGAUAGUCUGGUGAAGAGGGAGAGAGUCCGGUUCGAGGAGAUCUGCUUUGAAGAGGAUUAUUUCGAUAAAGAGGAGGAAGACAUGCCCGUCAUGAGCCGUCCUCGUGCAUCUUCUCAUGAUCUAGCUUCUUCAAAUGAGCUACUCACACCGCCCACGGUGGUUAUCAACAUUGACUUGAUUCACAACAUUGUCUGCAACUUUCAUGACGGUUACGACUGGCAGUACACACGAAAUGAAAUCAAUGGAGCUGUCGACGGCCUCAAAAAACGCAUGAAGGAGCGUCCAGUGGUAGAAGAGCCACCCGUAAUGACCACCGACCUACUCUUCAACUCAAUCUACAUUCAGGCAAAGGACGAAGACGAUCUGGAUGAUGUUGUCGGGGAACAGACUGAGCCAGCCAAACCGAAGGAGGCCAAUAAAUCGCGACGUGGACUUCUUUCUCGGUCAAGUAAUCCCCUAGUCCAGGUCUGGCUCCAAGGAAUUGCAUGUCUUCUUACUGUCUAUGCUGGUCUUGAAGACCCCGAUCUUCCUCCUGGCCAGGUUCUCAACUCUCUGGAUGUUAAAAUCAAGGACGUGGAAAUCAUUGACCAUGUGCCAACGUCUACGUGGAACAAAUUCCUGACGUACAUGCGAUCACGUGGAGAACGAGAAGCAGGCGCAGUCAUGGCUCACAUCACCAUGCAAAACGUGAAACCUGUUUCUACACUGUCUUCCCAAGAGGUGAUUUGUCACGUGACCAUUUUGCCUCUCCGGCUCCAUGUGGAUCAGGACACGCUUGACUUUUUGACCCGGUUCUUCAACUUCAAGGAUGUGCGUACCACUGCUCCCCCAGAUGAAACGUUCAUUCAAAAGUUUGAUAUUCGUGAUGUGCCUGUCAAGCUCGACUACAAACCUAAGAAAGUGGAUUAUUCGGGUCUCAAGUCCGGCAAAUCGACCGAGCUUAUGAACUUUUUCAUCCUGGACGAGUCGGACAUGGUGCUUCGGCGCAUCAAGCUGCGUGGUAUCACCGGGUUUGCUAAUCUUGGCCAGAAGCUGAACGAUAUCUGGAUGCCAGACGUACGACGAACGCAAUUACCAGGAGUUCUGGCCGGUGUGGCUCCUGUUCGUCCCCUUGUGAACCUCGGAGGUGGAAUCCGCAACCUCAUUGUUGUACCUGUUCGAGAGUACAAGAAGGAUGGACGGGUGGUUCGUUCACUCAACCAAGGAGCAUAUGCAUUUGCCAAGACGACCACCAACGAGCUGGUACGGUUUGGAGCAAAAUUGGCGGUUGGUACGCAGAAUUUACUGGAGGGUGUGGUGAGUACAGAACGAGCGGGCGAGUCUCGUGAUUUGGACGACUCGGAUCUCGAGUCCACAACCAAGUACUACACUUACAUGGGCUACUCCGACUCCAACAACAAGCUUAUUUCUCUAUAUGCCAAUCAGCCCUUGGGUGUGUAUGCUGGUCUUCAGGAUGCAUACUCUUCGUUCGGCAAGCAUAUGAAUGUGGCCAAGACCGCCAUUCACAAUCUGAGUGAAGACAUAUCUGAGGCAGACACGGCCGGAGCAGCCGCCUACGCAGUGGUCAAGGCUGCCCCCGUGGCUUUGAUCCGUCCUAUAAUCGGAACUACGGAGGCAGUUUCCAAGACGCUGUUUGGAGUGGCCAAUGAGAUGGAUCCCAGUGGUCGAGAGCUUGCCCGCGAUAAGUAUAAGGAGGCAAACUAG
Messenger RNA from Yarrowia lipolytica CLIB122, 4578 nucleotides. RefSeq lists its product as uncharacterized. Gene Ontology annotation, molecular function: phosphatidylinositol-3-phosphate binding. The record is from RefSeq and is a predicted model, not a curated record. Gene Ontology annotation, cellular component: phagophore assembly site. NCBI's taxonomy places the organism in Eukaryota, Fungi, Ascomycota, Dipodascomycetes, Dipodascales. Gene Ontology annotation, biological process: reticulophagy; autophagy of mitochondrion; autophagosome assembly.